CUCACAUUAAGAGGGUCUCUUACAAGACCUAUAUAUUGAUUUUUGUGAGGUCUAUUGAGAAAUCAAAGGGACGUAAUAUAGCCUAAUUGCCUAAUAGGGAUGUAAUGGAUGAAUAAGGGUAGUACCCAGAAUUUCCGAUAUUAGUAAUUGGGUAUGUAAUAUGUAUGGCCACUUCAAACAGGAAAAGGAUUUAGCUUUUUGUUGUAGGCGCUGUCAUCCUCGUGGUUAUGCUGGAAAUUUCACUCUUUCUCUAGUUUUCUUGUUCUCUCUCUGUUCUUCACUAUCUUUACUCAGUCCCAUCUCUUUCUGUAAUCUUAAUAUCCCUUUAAUCUCUAGAAGCUAAAGCUGCAUAAAGUAUCAAAAACAACUAUAAUAAGCUUAUUUAAGAAUAAUAGAAUGAUUCGACUUCUCUGCUGGGUUUUGAUCUCUGCCUGCCCUUGUUAUCCUUAGCUGUGAAGAUUCUGGACGUGAAUUACCCCAUCGUUUUCAACUUUUAAAAUUUUGCGGAGCUGACAAUGGCCUCUGAGCUUGUGAAUGUUGCAACAAGUGACAAGCUAGCUGAGGUUGACUGGGCCAAAAACAUUGAGAUUUGUGAAUUAGUUGCUCAUGAUCAGAGGCAAGCAAAGGAUGUUAUUAAAGCAAUCAAAAGGCGAUUGGUUAGUAAAAGUCCAACUGGUCAACUAUAUGCAGUAACGCUAUUAGAGAUGUUGAUGAACAAUAUUGGCGAGGCUGUCCAUAAGCAGGUGAUUGAAGCGGGUCUUCUCCCAGUUCUUGUCAAAAUUGUGAAGAAAAAGUCCGAUUUACCAGUACGCAAAAAAAUAUUUCUUCUUCUAGAUGCCACGCAGACAUCUCUCGGUGGAGCAUCUGGAAAGUUUCCUCAAUACUAUAAUGCUUACUAUGAACUGGUGAGUGCGGGAGUAAAGUUUUCUCAAAGGUCUCAUCAAGUCUCAGUUGUUCAGGGUUCGUCUAGUGCAAACCAUAGCAAUUUAACUGUUGCAAGAAUCACCUCAGCCAGUGAAAGGGCCCCAAAAAUGGAAGAUCAGCCUGCUCCUGGGUCCAGUAUAAUUGAAAAGGCCAAUGCUGCAUUUGAAGUUCUAAGAGAAGUUCUGGAUGCAGUCAAUUCUCAAAAUCCUGAGGCAGCAAAGGAUGAAUUUACUCUCGAUCUUGUGGAGCAGUGCUCCUUUCAAAAAGAUCGAGUAAUGCAUCUUGUGAUGAGUUCCAGGGACGAGAAAUUGGUUUCUCAAGCGAUCGAGUUAAACGAGCAGCUUGGCAGGGUUUUAGCUAAGCAUGCAGCUCUCGUUUCAGAUGUCCCUGCAUCAACAGUUAAUUCUUUUGAGCGGCCUAGUCCAAUAUUGAACACCAAUAAUCACAUCAUUAAUGCCACUUGGGCAUCAAAGCCUAAUAAUCAUGCGGGUAGUUGGGCAACAAGCCCUAAUAAACGUCCUGAUCGACCUACAUCAUCCCCGAAUCAUAUCAAUCACACCAACCUUGAAGAAACCGAUGAAGAAGAGGAGGCAGCACAGCUUUCUCAUAGGAUUCGGAAAGGAAAAGCUCAAGUGAAGCCCGAAAACGAAGAAAUUACAGAAGAGAGACCAUUCGGGUUGCUUGGCGCUUCUCUUCCAAGAGAAACAUCGCACCGUCCACUUAUAAGGCCUAUAAUUCCCGAAUCACCAUCUAAUGAAACAAAGGUGUCACCUCCUACUACUUUAAUACCACCCCCACCCGCAAAACACGUUGAACGGGAAAAAUUCUUCCAGGAGAAGCGGGGAGAUGGUUCUUUGUCGGGCCACAUGAGGGGACUUUCUAUACACAGCCGCAAUGCCAGCACUAGCUCUUAUAACGGGAGCAUAAGUUCUAACGAGUAAUAGGCGGUUGUUACAUGGCUUUAAGUGUUCGAUGUUGAUUUCAUACCGAAUGGAAGCAAAGCAAUCUUAAUCGUAGCAAUCUUGAUUUAGAUCGAGCAUCUGGUAAUGUGUUGUUUGGCUUUGAAGACAUUGUUGCCUCUUUAAGGAUGAAUUUGUAAAUGAGUGUUACAGUAUGGCAUUAUGUAUACAGUAUACUACAUCUGAAAUACAGUAGUAGUAAUAUUUAUUUAUUCAUACAUUUCCGGUUUAUGCUAUGAAUUUCUAAUAGUUCUUGUUGAUCGACGGCUCAAAUGUCCCCGUCUUUUUUUCGAAUCAUACAUUCUUUU
Amaranthus tricolor (Joseph's coat) is the source of this 2191-nucleotide messenger RNA. Its product is annotated as TOM1-like protein 5. Gene Ontology annotation, molecular function: ubiquitin binding; phosphatidylinositol binding. Lineage: Eukaryota; Viridiplantae; Streptophyta; Magnoliopsida; Caryophyllales; Amaranthaceae. Gene Ontology annotation, biological process: protein transport to vacuole involved in ubiquitin-dependent protein catabolic process via the multivesicular body sorting pathway. The record is from RefSeq and is a predicted model, not a curated record. The transcript is spliced from 11 exons. Bases 516 to 1865 code for a protein of 449 amino acids.